Nelumbo nucifera (sacred lotus) is the source of this 2303-nucleotide messenger RNA. Its product is annotated as synaptotagmin-2-like. NCBI's taxonomy places the organism in Eukaryota, Viridiplantae, Streptophyta, Magnoliopsida, Proteales, Nelumbonaceae. Gene Ontology annotation, cellular component: endoplasmic reticulum. Gene Ontology annotation, molecular function: lipid binding. The record is from RefSeq and is a predicted model, not a curated record.
UACAGCCACAGUAAUAACACCUGAUGUGUCUGAUUUUCUUCGCUGCCCAUUCAAGGUUCCAAAUUUAACGAACCACACCCUCACAAGAGCGUUACCGACAUCUCCAAAUUCACGCCUUUGAACUCCUUUUACAACCUUAUACUCUCCUAUGUGGGAUCCCAUAAGACGUUGAAAGGAAGAUUGGACUGAAUAAAUGCUGCCUUUAAGCAGUGAUGAGAUAUAGAUCGGCAAAGGAUAAGUGCGUCAUUUUGGGUUUGCUUUUUGCAGGGUUUCAGAUGCUGGGGGACUGAUAAUUUGGCAAGAUUAUAGACGGUGGGAAACAUCAAACAUAAACGAAGCGGAGCUCUGAUUCUGAAGGAGAUUGGAGAUGGGUUUCUUUAGUACUAUAAUGGGUUUCUGUGGAUUUGGUAUGGGAACUUCUAUUGGUCUUGUGAUUGGCUAUUAUCUCUUCAUCUACUUCCAACCCACUGAUGUGAAGGAUCCUGAAGUUCGUCCAUUGGUUGAGCAAGAUUCAAAAACCUUGCAGCGAUUGCUUCCUGAGAUACCUUUGUGGGUGAAAAAUCCUGACUAUGAUCGUGUUGACUGGCUAAAUAAGUUCAUUGCAAAUAUGUGGCCUUAUCUCGACAAGGCAAUCUGCAAGAUGGCAAAGAAUAUUGCAAAGCCCAUUAUUGCUGAGCAAAUUCCAAAAUACAAAAUCGACUCAGUUGAAUUUGAAGCACUUACAUUGGGUUCUUUACCACCUACUUUUCAAGGUAUGAAGGUCUACAUUACUGAUGAGAAGGAGUUGAUUAUGGAGCCAUCUGUAAAAUGGGCGGGAAAUCCUAAUGUAACUGUUGCCAUUAAGGCAUUUGGGUUCAAAGCAACAGUGCAGGUGGUGGAUUUGCAAGUCUUUGCUGCCCCACGUAUUACGCUUAAGCCACUGGUUCCAAGUUUUCCCUGUUUUGCCAAAAUUUUGGUUUCUCUUAUGGAAAAGCCCCAUGUUGAUUUUGGACUAAAGCUUAUGGGGGCUGAUAUUAUGUCAAUCCCUGGUCUAUACAGAUUUGUUCAGGAGCUUAUCAAAGAUCAGGUUGCAAAUAUGUAUUUGUGGCCUAAAACAUUAGAAGUACCGAUCAUGGAUCCCUCAAAAGCGUUCAAGAGACCUGUUGGAAUUCUCCAUGUGAAGGUUCUGAGGGCAAUGAAGCUUAAAAAGAAGGAUCUUCUUGGGGCUUCAGAUCCUUACGUCAAACUAAAACUGACCGAGGAUAAACUUCCAUCAAAGAAGACAACGGUGAAGCACAAAAACUUGAACCCUGAGUGGAAUGAGGAAUUCAAUAUGGUUGUUAAAGAUCCAGAAACUCAAGCUUUGGAGAUUAAUGUUUAUGACUGGGAACAGGUUGGCAAACAUGACAGGAUGGGUAUGAAUGUCAUUCCUUUGAAAGAUCUUCCUCCUGAUGAGUCAAAGGUCAUUACUCUUGAUCUACUCAAAAACAUGGACCCUAAUGAUGUUCAAAAUGAGAAGUCACGUGGGCAGAUUGUGAUGGAGGUGACUUAUAAGCCUUUUAAGGAGGAUGACAUACCAAAAGAUAUUGAAGAUUCAAACUCUGUGGAGAAAGCCCCUGAAGGAACACCUGCUGGUGGUGGUCUGCUUGUAGUUAUAGUUCAUGAAGCUCAAGAUGUUGAAGGGAAGCACCACACAAAUCCAUAUGUCCGGAUCAUUUUUAGAGGGGAAGAGAGAAAGACCAAGCAUGUUAAGAAGAACAGAGAUCCAAGAUGGGAAGAAGAAUUUCAGUUUAUGCUGGAGGAACCACCCACUAAUGAUAAACUCCAUGUGGAAGUAGUCAGUACCUCAACAAAAUUGGGCCUACUGCAUCCCAAGGAAAAUCUGGGCUAUAUCAAUAUCAACCUCACAGAUGUUGUUAACAAUAAACGAAUCAAUGAAAAGUAUCAUCUCAUUGACUCAAAGAAUGGAAAGAUUCAGAUUGAGCUGCAAUGGAGAACAUCAUGAGGAUGCUGAUUUUAUCUUUGAUCUGAGAGUAUGAGACAGAGAAGACCUUCCAUGUGUUGUCCAAAGUUUCAGACCAAAUCAGAUUGAUUCUUGUGAAUGAGAAAUAAAUUCCUAGUUUGGUUCCUGUAUAUGUAAGUUUGUUUGGUUCAUUCAUGCUUUUGGUAUAUUACCUGCGUGUAUUUUACUACCCCUAGAUUAGGAUGAAGCCAUAGAGAUCGCGUUGGGGCCCUCUCUCCCUGUGUAUUUGUUACACAAGGAUCCUCCUGUAUUUGGUUUCCAAGUAAUAAUACAGUGCCUCUGGUACAGCCUUGUAUAGUUU